AUGGCGCCGCAGGAGCUCGUCGACGCGCAGUGCGUCGCCAUCGCGACGCUCCUGUCGCAGAUCGCGACGAGCGACGGCGCCGUCGCGGCGCUGCGGCGCGGCCUCGAAGGCGCGGACGACGCGGCUCGCGACGUCCUGCGGGCGGCGCUGGCGCCGCCGCCGGCGCCGCCGGAGGAAUUGCCGCCGCCGCCGCCGGAGGCACCGCCCGCGCCGCCGGAGGAGCCGGACGCCGGGCCGCCCGUCGCGCGCCGCGUCACGGACGGCGGCGAGCUCAGGACGCUGUCGCGGACGUCGUCGCUGUCCAAGGACGCGGCGGCGGCGGCGACGAUGCAGCGCGCGACGUACAGCCCCGUGGACCUCGCCCACCUGCUGCGCAACAAGGCGGAGCUCGAGAUCGACGACGAGGCGACGCGGUACCUCGACCGCCUCGACACGAACGGCGACGGCCUCGUCCAGGCGGAGGAGAUGGGCGAGUUCUGCACGCAGGACCUGGACGUGAAGCUGCAGGACGCGGAGCUCGACGCGCUCCACGACCUGCUGGACAACUCCUUCGACCACACGCGCGUCCGCGACGUCUGCGCGUUCUUCGAGAGCCGCGACGCCGUCGCCGGGCCCGGCCCGUCGCGGCUCUCCGUGCCGCGGUCGAACACGGUGACGACGCUGGCGUUCUCGCCCGACGCGUCGCGCGUCGGCUGCGGCGGCAUCGACUCCGUGCUCGUCGUCUACGACCUCUCGGAGCGCGUCGAGCGGAGGCUGCUCGAGCGGCGCCUGCCGAACAUGGUCGGCGCCAUCUCCCUCGGCGUCAGGGGCGUCGCGUCGGGCUGCUUCGGCGGCCGCGUCGACUUCGUCGAGGACGUCCUCAAGGCCGCGCCGCCGCCCGGCGAGGACCCCGGCGAGCCGCCCCACGCGUUCUCGACGUCGCCCAAGGGCUGCAAGGCGUCGUCGGCGACGUGGGAGCUCGGCCAGAACGUCAACGCCAUCGCGCUGAACGAGUCCGACGGCGAGGUCGCCGUCGCCGCGGAGUGCGAACUGACGAUCUUUUCGCUCGCGACGAAGGAGCCCAAGUUCGUGUUCCCCGCGGACGGCAUCCUCUGGGCCGUGUCCAUGGCGCGCUCCAUCGUCCACGUCAUCGAGCUCGACGGCGGCGCGUCGCUGCGCGUGACGGCGAAGUGUGUCGAGGAGCACGGAACGACGCACGAGUCGCCGUCGAAGCUCUUCGCGCGCUCCUUCUCGACGAAGAACGUGGACGAGGAAACGCGGCUCCGGCCGAGUUCGGACCGGCCGUCGACGCCCCGCGGCCUCGGCGACCUGGCGGAGCUCGAGUCGCUGCACCGGUCGCCGGCGAGCGCGUCGACGGCCGCGUCUUCGACGACCGCGCUCGUCCAGGGCUGCACGCUGCGCAUCAGCAAGAUCAAGACGACGCGCGUCGCGGACAUUCUGCUCGUGCAGUUGGAGUCCGUGCCCGUCCUGUGCGUCAUGCUCACGCUCGUCCUCAUCUCCGUGCUCUUGAGCUCGCUCACGGUCGCGAAGGUGCGCAUCGACGCGCGCGCGGCGUCCCGGGUCGACACGUGGAUCACGUGCCUCUUCGUCGUCGAAUUGGGGGCGAGGAUCGCGUGCCACCUCCAGGUCUACCGGCACCUGCCAGCGCACCUGCGCACCUUCUUCGGCGACCCCUUCUGCGUCGUCGAUUUCAUCGUCGUGCUCAUCGACGUCGUGUUGUUGGCGGGCGCCGUCGGGUCGAAUCUGAGCGGCGCCGAGGGCUUCGCCAAGGCCGUGCGCCUCGUGCGGCUCGUCCGCCUCGUCCGCGUCGUCCGCGCGGGGCGCAUCAUCCGCAAGAUGGCGUCCAGCGACUACCGCGGCAAGCUCCGCUACGACGUCGAGCUCCCGGGCGGCGACGUCGUCCGCGACGUGGACCGCGAGGACGUCUGGACGGAGGCCGAGGACGCCUACGCGCGCCUGCGGGACGCGGCGCCGGGCGACGGGCUGCCGACCCCCGCGAAGAGCCUGCGGGCGCCUCGGAAACCGCUGCGGCGCAUCUCGAACAAGACGGGCGCGCCGUUCGGGGAGCGGGACCGCAUGCCCUGCACGUUCCGCGUGCGGGGCAUCGCGGACAUGCGGCGCGAGACGCUGAAGCUGAUGAUGAUGGGCGGCGAGGCCCAGCAGGCCGUGCUCUGGUCCUACGAUCUGAACGCGACGGAGGUGGCGCCCGGCACGCCGGACGUGGUGCGGUCGGUGGUGGAGGAGAACGGCACCCGCGUCGUCCGCUUCGCGCGCCGCGAGCUGACGAUGCCCUUCGAGCAGACGGUCAACGGCGUGGCGAUUUCCGGCGGCGGGACGCGAGUCGCGGCCUGCGAUUCGCGCGGCAAGGUCGUCGUCUUCGAUCUGUUCGAGCGGUGCGCGGUCUUCCAGGAGGUCGACGGCGACCUGCUCUACAGCUGCGCGCUGAGCCACAGCGGCGACGAGAUCCUCUUCGCGGGCGCGUCCAUGCGCGUCACGCUCUGCGACGUGAACACGGGCGCGACGCUCUACGGCGAGGUCGCGGACGACCGCGUGCGUUGCGUCGCGCUGGGCCGCGCGGGCUACAAGGUCGCCUUCGGGGGCUUCGACGCGAAGUUCCACGUGCGCCACACGCGCGUCGGCGCGCACUGCCACGUCGCCGAGGGGUCGAAGAUGGUGCGGUCCGUGUCCCUCGACCGCGAAGGGACGAUCCUCGCCGUCGGCGGCGACGACUGCGCGACGCGGUGCUUCAAGCUCGAGGGCGACCACCCCCUGGGCGCCCCCGCCUGGGUGGCGCUGCACAAGUCCAAGGUCUGGAUCGUGCGCUGCGCCCCGAGCGGGGAGGCCGUCGCCGCCGGCGACUACAGCAACGGCGUCUGCGUCUACCGCGCGGCCGACGGCGCGAUCUUGUGGCAGAAGACGACGUGGCGCGGCAGGGGCGCGCCCUUCACCUGGGCCCUGUCCUGGGCCGGCGACGGGUCGCGGCUCGCCAUCGGCCACUGGGACGCCUACGCCUACGUCGUCGACGCGAACACGUACCGGGAGACGCACCACGCGAGGCGCGGCGACCGCGUCUACUCCGUCGCGCUCUCGUCCGACGGCGGCGGGCUCCUCGUCGGCGGCCGGGACAAGCGCGUGGCGCUCUACGCCGUCGCGGGCGCCGGGGGCGACCUCGGCGACCCGGCCCACGCCUGGCUGUUGGACGCGUUCGUCUACGCGGUCGCGGCGUCGCACGACGACCGCCACGUCGCCGUGGGCUGCGUCAACUGCCAGGUCGUCGUCUUCGCCGCGCGGGCGCCCUACGCGCGGCUGUCGACCAUCUCCCAGGAGGGCCUCGUCCAGUUCAUCGAGUUCAGCCCCUGCGCGCCGUCGCUAUUAGCCGUCGCGUCCGAGCAGCCGUGCGUCGAGGUCUGGGCGGACGUCGGCGCGGCGGCGCCGCGGCUCGCGCUCGCGCUGCGGCGGCACACGUCGACGCACGGCGUGUCGCUGAGCCGCCACGGCCUGGCCUACUGCAGCGGCACGCUGUUCUCGACCUACGGCACGGGCACGAACGCGCCGUCCUACGCGGACCGGCCGAGCUACGAGAUGGCGCAGGCCGCGCUGGACCACGACCGCGCGCUCGGCGCCAUCCUCUGCGCCCACCCGUCGGUGGUGAACGCGCGGGGGUUCUCCGGCGAGACGCUCCUCCAGUACGCCGUGCGGAAGAAGUCCGCGGCCGUCGUCGAGCGGCUCCUGGGCGCGCGGUGCGUCGUCGGCGCGGCGCUCGGCGACGGCAACGGCAUGAACGCGCUCGCCGUCGCGCUGCGCAACGAGCGGCGCACGGUCGUGCGGCGCCUCCUCGACAGCAUCCAGGCGUCGGCGGCGCAGUUCCCCCUCGGCGGCACGGCGACGACGUCCGCGCUCGGCGAGCUCGCGGAGAAGUACCCGGACAUCCUCGUCGCGUUCCUCACGGACCUGACGAUGAUCCAGGACCACGCCCUGGCGCCCAUGGGCCGCAACAUCGCGCUCCUGCCGUCGUCGACGAACCUGAUCACCGCGGGCUCGUCCGAGCGGUCGCCGGCCAAGUUCUGGGACCCGCUGCUCCGCAAGUCGGAGCGGUCCGAGCGGUCGACGGGCGCGCGGAAGAAGGCCGCGCGCGUCAGCUCCAUCCAGCAGACGGACCAGGCCUUCGGCAUGACGUCGCCGACGGGCAAGGCGCCCGCGGCCCCCGAGCGGCAGCCGACGAUGAUGCGGAAGCGGUGGAGCGGCAUCUCGCAGAAGGCGCUCGACGCGACGCGCGUGAACCUCUUCGUCACGCAGCGGUCCCGCUUCUCCCUGCCGGGCUUCGCCCAGGACGCCCACCCGGCGACGAGCGCGCUGGAGACGCCGGGCAACGAGGCCUGGCGCCUCAUGAUCGCGGACCGCGCGGACCGCUACCGCGAGGGCUUCGCGUUCGCGGACCUGAAGAAGACGGAGGUCGCGGCGCUGCGGGCGCCCUUCGAGUCCAUCUGCGGCACCUUCGCCCGGGGCAUGCCCGAGCCCGACUCCUUCCUGGCCAUCGUCGCGCGCGCGUCCGCGCAGCAGGGCGUCUACCGCGCGUACAACUCCGUCCUCGUGCAGUCGAUCAUCCAGUUCAAGUGGGACGCGUUCGCCAAGGCCAUCUUCCUGUCCCAGUUCGCCCUCUGCGUGCUCCACCUCAGCGUGGUCUGCGGCCUCUACUUCGCGGUUUUCGACCACAAACGGGACCGGACGACGAUCCGGAACCCGGCCGGGGGGUCGCCGCGCGGCGUCGGCGAGCUGCUGACGCUCGUCUUCGCCGCGCUGCUGUCGCUGGGCUUCCUGUGCAUCGAGCUGAGCCAGAUCUUGAUCGAGGGCCAGCGGGAGUACUUUGGGGGCGGCGCGCACAGCGCGUGGAAGGCGCUGGAUCUGUUCUGCUACGCGCUCCAGCUCGUCGUCGACGGCGUUCUGGCCUUCGACGUCGGCGCGCUGGACGUGCUGAGCGUGUUCUGCUGCUUAAAUUUGCUCGCCUUCACGUUCAAGAUCAUCUCCUUCGCGCGCGUCUUCGACGACCUCGGCGCGCUCGUGCGCAUGAUCGUGAAAAUUGGCUACGAGAUCCGCCACUUCAUGAUCGUCGUGUCGAUCCUGCUGUUGGGCUUCUGGGUGUCCUUCUCCCUGCUCUACAACCAGCCGCCGACCUUCGACCAGGCCAUCGACCUCAUCGACUCGGGGCUCUACCAGACGAACACGGUACGGCGGACGAACCGCGAGAUCGUCGUCAUCUUCGAGUGCUUCAUGUUCGCCGUCGCGCUGCUGCUGCUGAACCUGCUCAUCGCCAUCAUGAACUCGGCCUUCGAGCAGGUGCGCCAGGCGGCCUUCGUCGAGGUCCUCUUCGAGAAGUCGCGCAUCAUCCUCAACAUCGAGAAGCUCUGGCUGCCCAUGGUCAUCAACUACGCGGGCACGGACGUCCGCGGGGCCGUCGGCGCGGCCGUCGGCGCGCGCGUCGGCGCGGGCGCCGCGAGCGCGCGGAGCGCGAGGUUCGGCGUGUCCGCGGGCACGCCCCGGAGCGCGCCGCCGUCCGCGGCGGCGGCGACGAGCGCCUCGACGUCCGCGGGCGACCGGAACGGCCCGGAUUCCAAAAUUUGCGCGGCGACGCCGGCGGCGAGCGGCGCGGCCUGGGACGUGCCCGACUCGAGCGUGAAGCCGCAGCCCGUGCCGCCGUCCGCGGAGCGCAGGUCCUCGCCCGGCGCGAAGACGUCGACGCACGGGCCCGUGUUCGCGUCGCCCGGGUCCACGCGCACCAUCGGCGUCGAGAUGCGCGGCGAGGGGUCCAUGGGCAUCCCCACGGAGCGGUGCAUCGAGCCCGACGCCGUGCCCUACGACCUGCUCUGCACGAUCUGCCUCGGCGUCGUGUCCGACGACGCCGUGCAGACGCCCUGCGGCCACAUCUACUGCCGCGAGUGCAUCCGGAGUUCGCUGCGGCGCCAGGCCGUCUGCCCCCAGGACCGCAAGGCUUUGAGCCACGGCCAGCUGCGCCUCGUCAAGGAGGCGAACCCCAUCGUGCGGCGCAUCUGGGGCGCCAUCAAGGUCCGGUGCUGCUACGCGGAGCGCGGAGAGUGCAAGUGGACGGGCAACCUCGGCGACGCGCUGAGCCACGAGGCGCGGUGCGCGCGGAAGCUCGGGUCGCCCCGGGACCUGAAGAUCCGCGAGCUCGACGGCGCCCUGGCGCGGAGCGAGGCGAGGCUCGCGGAGGCCGUCGCGGAGCGGCAGGACGCGGCGCGGCGCGCGGCGCACCUCGAGGGCGAGCUGAAGCGGCGGACCUACGACUUCGACCAGGAAUUGGCGAAGCAGGCCUUCGACGCGCGGAGCCGCCUCGACGAGCUCCAGGCCCUCGCCGCGGACCGCGAGUCGCAGCUCGCGGCGCUGUCGGGCCGCUUCGGCGCCGUCGAGGGCGAGCACCGGCGCCUCGGCGAGGCCCACGCGGCGCUGAGCGAGAGCCACACGCGCCUGCUCGGGGAGCGCGAGGCGCGCGAGGCCGCGGCGCAGCGCCACGUCGAGGCGCUCCAGGGCCAGCUGAGCGAGCUCGCGCUCGAUAGCAAGGCCAUGGCCGACGACUUCGGCCAGCGCCAGCAGCAGCUCGAGCGCCAGCGCGGCGACCUGGAGCAGGAGCUCCACGGCGGGCGCGAGCGCACGCGCCACCUCGAGUUCCAGCUCGAGGCCGCGGCGAACGACGCGCGGACCGCGCGCGGCGAGCUCGCGGACGAGCGGAACCGGUCCGGCGCGGAGCUCGAGCGCGCCCGCGGCGACGCGCGGGAGGCCUCGGAGCAGCUCUUCCACGUGCAGCGCCAGCUCGACGACGCGGAGCAGCGGCUCCACGAGGCGCGCGAGGAGCGCGCGCACGUCUACGGCCGCCUCGAGAUGGCGGACCGGGACCUGGACGCGUCGCGGCGGGGCCAGGCCGACGCCGAGGAGGCCCUGGCGCGGGCCGAGAAGCACUUCCAGGGCCAGCUCGACAAGGCGCGCGACGACGGCCGCCACGACCGCGGCGGCGCGCACCACUUCGACCGCGCGUACAAGUACGACCGCAACAGCGUCGUCAAGCUCGCGCAGCUCGUCGCGGCCCACCUCGAGGACCGGCCCAGCGAGAUCUCGCCGAACCGCGUCUUCUCCUGCGUGGGCUCCUGCUACGAGGACCUGAAGCGCGGCUGGACCGACAACCCGUCGAACUACGCCAUCGACGUCCGCAUGCUCCUCUCCGUCGCGACGGCGUCGACCUGGUUCAACGAGCAGCAGCAGCAGCUCCUCGACCAGUGGCAGCGCGACGAGGGCUGGCUCGGCAACCGCGGCGGCAUCCACGUCGUCAACAGCGCGGGCCCGCCGCCGCAGCAGCAGCAGCGCAUGCGCGGCUACCAGGACGAGAACGUCCCUGAGACCGGAUUCCCUCGGACGAUGGCGGCCCUGUGGCUGGAGGGGGCGCCGGCCGCGCUGGACGAGAUGGCGGGCGACCCGUCCUUCGUCAAUUCGGCGGCCUUUUGCGACCUGAGCCGGCGCAUCCGAGCCAUGGAGCGGCGGGCGUCGGCCGGGGCGACGCCGCGCGACGGGGAGGCGCCGCCGAUCCUCGACGCGGCGAAGCGGGCGAAGCUCAUGGAGAACAAGACGCGGCUCCUCGGGGAGAUCGUGAGCACGGAGGCGUGGUACGUCCAGUGCCUCGACGCGCUGGUCUCCGAGUACCACCACCCGCUGGCGGACAGCGUCUUCGCCGAGGGCGGGGCCAUCAUCCCCAUGGAGAAGGUCUACCGGAUCUUCAGCAACCUCGAGGACAUUUUGCUCGUGAACCGCGAGCUGCUCGCGCAGCUGAGGGACCGCGUCGAGGGCGACGACGCGUCGGCGCGGGACCGCGUGGGCGACAUCUUCCUGAACAUGUCCUUCGCCCUGAAGAUCUACAGCAAGUACAUCGGCGACUACGACACCGCGCGGCAGACGCUCGCCGAGGUCGAGGCGAACCCGCGCUUCGCGGCGUUCGUCGAGGGCGUCGAGGAGCGGACGCGCGAGUCGCUCAAGAACCAGAAGCUCGGGAGCCUGAUGAUCAUGCCCGUGCAGCGCAUCCCGCGCUACGAGCUCCUGCUCCGCGAGCUCGUCAAGGUGAAGCGGAAGCUCGGCGAGGACGAGUGGAUGGACGAGCUCGAGAGCUGCAUGGACGCCGUCAAGGAGGUCGCGGAGCAGAACAACGAGCAGAUCCGCAUCACGGAGUCCAAGGCCAAGCUCUACGACGUCCAGAAGAAGUUCUCGCCCAAGCUCUGCCUCGUGGGGCCGAACGAGCCGACGCGGCUGUUGGUGAAGGACGGCGACGCGAAGAAGGUCCACGGCCGCGGCGGCGCCCAGGUGCCCUGCCGCCUGAUUUUGCUGAGCGACGACCUGCUCUACGCGACGGAGUCGAAGAGCCGCACCGGCGCGCUCGAGCUCCACCGGAAGAUCCGCCUCGCGGACGGCGCGACGUCGUUCGAGGACCAGGCGGACAAGGACGGGCUGAAGAACGCCAUCGUCGUGCUCAACAGCGACAAGUCCAUGAUCAUCCUCUGCGACACGCCCGCGGAGAAGGCCCAGUGGCUGGCCGCGCUGCGGGCGACGCGCGAGAAGGCGCGCGCGAAGCUCGGCGCGGCCGCGGACGACGGCGUCGCGAUGACGCUCUGGGAGCAGGACACGCCCCAGUGCUGCGUGACCAAGGCCAAGUUCACGGCCCUGAACCGGCGCCACCACUGCCGCGUCAACGGCGAGUGCGUGUCGUCGGACGCGUCGAAGGCGCGCUUCGACCUCACCGCGCUGGGCGACCGCUUCGGCAAGUCGGAGCGCGUCUGCGACUGGUGCUGCCGCGACUUCCAGCUCUGCGACGGCGACUGGACCGCCGUCGUCAAGCGGGGCAAGUUCCUGCGCGAGAGCGUCGGGAAGAUCGCCGACGGCGCCGCGGCGCUCGCGAUCGCGGGCAAGAACCUCGAGCGCGAGCCGGGCCAGGCCGUCUUCGCGUCCUGGCUCUGGAAGAAGGGCGGCGCGGGCGCCGCCGACGGCAAGGGCCGCGCGGGCUUCUUCGGGAGGCGCAACUGGAAGAAGCGCUGGUGCGAGCUGCGGAAGACGAAGGACGGCGCCGACUACGAGCUCCUCUACUUCGAGGACCCGGGCGAGACGACGGACGACGCCUGCAAGGGCCGCGUGUCCCUCGGCGGCGCCAAGGUCCAGGUCUUGGACAGCACGCUCCUCACCUUCGUGCUGACGGCGGGCACGCGCGACUACCCGAUCCGCACCUUGGACCACGAGUCCGCCAAGGACGUGGGCCCGACGGACCGGGGCUACUUCCAGAUCUGGAUCGCCCUCCUGGAGGCCUGCGUCGCCCGCGCCGCCGUGCCGGAGAAGAAGAAGCCCAAGCCGCCGCCGCCGCCGCCGAAGCGCAAGGAGGAGAAGGCGCCCGUGGACCCCGCGCUGCUCCGCGCGGAGUGGUACUGGCAGCACAACGACGGCUCCCAGAUGGGGCCGUCGACCUUCGACGAGCUCAAGGCCGCCGUCGUCGCCGGCGACCUCCUGGGCACGUGCCACAUCUACGCCGAGGAGAUCACGAGCGACUGGGCCAUGCUCGACGACGCGCCGCGCGUCAAGGCCGCGCUCGGCGCGUGA
Aureococcus anophagefferens is the source of this 9636-nucleotide messenger RNA. RefSeq lists its product as hypothetical. Gene Ontology annotation, cellular component: membrane. Gene Ontology annotation, molecular function: monoatomic ion channel activity; calcium ion binding; guanyl-nucleotide exchange factor activity. The record is from RefSeq and is a predicted model, not a curated record. Gene Ontology annotation, biological process: monoatomic ion transport; transmembrane transport. Bases 1 to 9636 code for a protein of 3211 amino acids. NCBI's taxonomy places the organism in Eukaryota, Pelagophyceae, Pelagomonadales, Pelagomonadaceae. The transcript has 7 exons.